AUGUCGACGAAUGUGCCAAUAAAUCGCAUGACUGUGACGUCAAUGCCUACUGCAACAAUACCGUUGGUUCCUAUCGAUGCAUCUGUAAUGCCUGGUGGCCUUAAUAGUUCCGUCAUUCUUACCAGCCUCGACUACAACAACUACACAGGUAAGCUGCUUUCUUACCUAGAGCCAGUCCUCCUGAGUUCAGAGUGGAGCAGGUUUGUGAAGUGGAGCAGGUUUGUGAAAUGUUGGCACGCUAAGACAGACGGCUGGGCGGCAUCGACAUUCCACAGCAACUGUGAUGGGAGGGGACCCACAGUGACAAUCAUCAAAGUGAACGAUUACAUAUUUGGUGGAUAUACUGAUGUGUCCUGGAGCGGAGCUGGUUCUUGUGCGGGUUUUUCUUACGCCAGUAAAGCUUUCAUCUUCUCUCUCUAUAACGUCAAAGGAUAUAAUCCCGUAAAGUUGACACAAUACCGAAAUCAGCAAUAUGCAGUAAACAGAUGUAAUACGCGUGGACCCACCUUUGGCGGGGGGUGUAGUUGUGAUAUCUACAUAUCCGACGACUCUGGAAACAACCAAAACUCCUACACCAGAUGCGGUUGCACGUACACGACACCCUCAGGAUACUCAACUGGUAACUGUGGUUUUUUUACAGGGGGGUCUAAUUUCUCUCCAACGGACGUCGAAGUAUUCUAUGAAGCAGGCCUCGGUUUGUCCGCCAUACUUCGAAGUCUUGAUUACAACCAGUACUUGAAGGUACUGUUUUCGUAUUUGGACCCAGUCCUUAUCAAUAAAGAACGUAGUAGGUUUGUGAGGUGUUGGCACGCAAAGACGGACGGUUGGGCAGCAUCAACAUUCCACAGUAACUGCGAUGGGAGGGGACCCACAGUGACUAUCAUCAAAGUUAACAGUUAUAUCUUUGGUGGAUACACUGACGUGUCCUGGACCAGUGGUUCCUGUGCUUAUUCUUCAGCCAGCAAAGCGUUUGUUUUCUCUCUUUACAACGUCAAAGGAUACAAUCCUGUGAAGCUGACACAAUACCAAAACCAGCAAUACGCAAUGUACAGAUGUUCCUCUCACGGACCCACUUUUGGCUCGGGACAUGACAUCCGCAUAUAUGACGACGCUGUAAACAAUCAGCACUGUUAUACUAGAUGCGGUGGCACGUACUCCAACCCCACGGGCUAUUCAGCUGGAGAUUGUAAAUUUUUCACAGGAGCAUCGAAUUUCACUCCAUCUGACAUCGAAGUUUUCUUCGAAAUAACAAACUAAACACUUAAAACUGUGCUGUCUAAGUAAGUAUUGUAACAAUAGAGUUAGUGUCUCCUCACACAAGGCCCAACAGAACUUGCCCUGUAUUCUCU
Pocillopora verrucosa is the source of this 1349-nucleotide messenger RNA. NCBI's taxonomy places the organism in Eukaryota, Metazoa, Cnidaria, Anthozoa, Scleractinia, Pocilloporidae. The record is from RefSeq and is a predicted model, not a curated record.